Messenger RNA from Cladocopium goreaui, 1199 nucleotides. NCBI's taxonomy places the organism in Eukaryota, Dinophyceae, Suessiales, Symbiodiniaceae. The record is from the annotation of a GenBank genome assembly.
GUCGGCUGCGGAUCACGGGUUUCCCCCCAUGGUUCAACAGGAGACCAUGGAAAACCUUGGUGAAGGCUUUCCUGGCUUCGACCUCUACGAGAAGCGUUUGGAGGAGGAGAACGGCGUGCGCGUAGAUCUUGUGACACAAAGUUUUCUCGAGGCCAGCGAGCUUGGUGAUGCAGACUCCUUGCGUAGGAAGCUGAAUGGUCUCAACGUAGACCAACGCAGGGAAUUGGUGCAUGCUGUGGAUCAACAAGGUGCCAGCGGAUUGUUGUUGGCCGUGAAGGGAGGUAAGAAGGAGGUGGCCAAAGUGUUGCUGGACUUCGGUGCCAAUCCCAACGAUGCCGACAGUUCGGGCGCGACCGCAGGACAUUACGCCAGUAUGCGGGGUGAUCCAGGACUGCUGAAAUUGUUGCUGGACGCCCGCUGCGACGCGGGGCGUGUGGACGAUCGGCAAGAUGGGCUACUGGCCUGGGCCAAGGGCCCUGAGGUGGUUCAGCUCUUGCUGGAUGCUCAAGCCGACCCGGCGCAACGAGGUGUUGGGGGCCAAACAGCCUUGAUGUAUGCCUGUGAACGGGGGGAUUUCUCCGCCGCACGCGCAUUGGCCAUGGGCGGUGAACGCCAACUGCUGUCAGUCCUGAGCGACGCUGGAGAGUCGGCGUGGUCGUUGGCAAAGUCCAAUGGACACCAGGAAAUAGUGGAGAUGCUGAGCGAACUCGGGGUGGAGGCGCCAGCGAGCCAAAGUCGAUUGAUGCACCGAGAAGAGGUGCUCUGGGACGCAGCGAAAAUGGGGGAUGCACAAGCCAUCCGCCAGGUGACGGCCAGGUGCGAUGACACGCCUCUGGACGUCAAUGUGCAGGAGCCAGGAGGUGACACUCCACUGUUGCUGGCCUGUGGUGUCGGCUUUGGCGCUGCCGCUGCGGUGGAGGUUCUCCUGCAGGCCAGGGCGGAUCCCAAUUUGCCGGAUCCCUACAUGGGCGAAACCCCGUUACAUCGUGCCGUGCUGGGAGGAUCAAGUUUGAAAGUGCUCAUGUUGCUGUUGGAGGCCAGAGCCGACCCCACACUUAAAGACCUGACCCAGCGCAGCGCCGCAGACAUCGCCGAGAGCUGGUCGUAUUCUGAUGCCAAAGAGGUCUUGAUGGCUGCACAGGAAGGAAUGCUGUGAGGAAAAAAAAAGCCUCCCAAAAAUAGACCCUGCUCUUUUGUUU